Molecule: messenger RNA, 768 nt
Organism: Necator americanus (New World hookworm)
Lineage: Eukaryota; Metazoa; Nematoda; Chromadorea; Rhabditida; Ancylostomatidae
Exons: 7
Coding region: 1-768 (255 amino acids)
Molecular function (GO): copper ion binding
Source: RefSeq, a predicted model, not a curated record
AUGGCUGGUCGCCUGGAGAUCUGCGUCGAUUCAUUCGAAUCCGCAGCAAAUGCAGUGAACGGAGGGGCAAACCAGCUCGAGGUCUGCAGUGCUCUCUCAUUGGGUGGCCUAACACCUUCUAUCGGAUUGGUCCGGCGUAUCCGCGCAGCGUUUCCCGAUAUGCCCUUGUUUGUGAUGCUCAGACCUCGUUGCGGCGAUUUUAUAUACAGUGACGACGAGUUCUGUGUGAUGCAAGAAGAUCUGCGUUCCAUGAAACAAAUCGGAGUUGCAGGAUUUGUUUUUGGUAUUAUCGGGAGUGAUGGAGCUCUGGAUACCGUUCGUUGCAAACGUCUAAUACAAAGCGCUCUCCCUGCUCCUUGCACUUUGCACCGAGCAUUUGAUCUUAUCGAAGAUUGGAAGAGAGCCGUUAAAGAAGCAAUAAGUUUGGGUUUUAAGACGAUUUUGACUAGUGGCCAGGCUCCGACCGCUAUGGAUGGUUUGACGCGAUUGAAGAAAAUUCGCCAGGAAGCUGACAACAAAAUAAACAUUCUCGUCGGUUCUGGAGUGAAUUCCAAGACUUUGCCAACCCUACUAUCUGAUACGGGUUGCUCGUGGUUCCAUGGAUCUGCCUCUGUUCCUGUAGAGCCGAAGGCUGUUCGAAACGGUUUAACGAUGGGAACGCAUGACACUAACAUGCAGCGGGUUACGGACAAGGAGGAGGUCAGCCGAAUGAGAGAACAAUUAGACGCGUUCUUUGGCUCACUUCCUAUAGUAACUCCGUAUUACUAA